GCCUGCAGGAGGGGCCGGGGUCAAAGCUGGACAGCUUCGGGCUGGUGGGGAGAAGGGCCUGACCUGGGCUGGGGAAGAAGGACGUCAGACAUCAUCCCCCGGGACCGUGAGCAGGACCCUGGCCAGCACAAGAGGGAGAAACAACGAAGCAGUGCUUUCCAGCUCUGAGAUAGAAAAUGUCUGCAGACGGUGGGGGCGUCCGGGCCACCCAGGACCAGGAGGGAGCCCGAGAGGUUCCAGGUUACCAGCAUCCUUGUCAAGACAUGCUUUCUGAGUCAGACGAGACGGGGCCUUUGGGAAGCACUCAGGAAUCACCUGACAUCAAGACCGAGCCCGAAGAGCCGCACGCUGCGGGGGCGUCACAGGGGGAAGGGGCUCCGAGUUCAUGGAGGUGGGCGCCCCUGAGCCAUAGCUCCAAGGAGAAGGCUCUUCUCCUGCCUGGUGGAGCCCACCCCUCUCUGCAGGUCCCGGCUGUUUCCCGGGAGGGGAGAACCAGAGACCGGCAGAUGGCUGCAGCGCUCCUCACUGCCUGGUCCCAGAGCUUCAGCCACCACUCGACGCUCAUCCAGCACCAGCGCAUCCACACCGGUGAGAAGCCCUACGUGUGUGAGCGCUGUGCCAAGCGCUUCACCCGCCGUUCAGACCUUGUCACCCACCAGGGCACCCACACGGGCGCCAAACCCCACAAAUGUCCCGUCUGUAGCAAGUGCUUCACGCAGAGUUCGGCCCUGGUCACCCACCAGCGCACCCACACCGGGGUCAAGCCCUACCCGUGCCCCGAGUGCGGCAAGUGCUUCAGCCAGCGCUCCAACCUCAUCGCCCACAGCCGCACGCACACCGGCGAGAAGCCCUACCACUGCCUCGACUGCGGCAAGAGCUUCAGCCACAGCUCGCACCUCACCGCCCACCAGCGCACCCACCGCGGCGUCCGGCCCUACUCCUGUCCCCUGUGUGGCAAGAGCUUCAGCCGCCGCUCCAACCUGCACCGGCACGAGAAGAUCCACAGCACGGGGCCCAAGGCCCUGGCCGUGCUGAUGCUAGAGGCAGCAGCGGGCGCCCUGGCAGCACCCCCAGCCGCUGCGUUCCAGAGCCUGGGGGUCAUGUCCACCAACAGAGGCUUCUGUGCACAAAGGCUUCCAGGCCUGAAGCCAGCCGAGCCGGGUCGGGAACUCUGGACCCAGGAAGGGCCAUCUGGGUUUCCCUUCCGCAGGCCUUUCUGGGCCUCCCAGGUGCAGGCGAAGGGCGAGGCCUCGAGCUCCGGCCAGCAGACAGGAGAGGAGGAGGACGAAGAGAAGACGGCCGUGAGCACAGCUGUGGAGGUGGGAACGGAGGUCCCGGCCCCCGCUGCCCUUCGGGAUGUGAAGCCCUUCAGAACCACGGCUGGCAGAGACCCAGGGGGCUCCCUGCAGUGGGGACAGCUGGUCUUCGGCAGCCAGGGCUCAGGACAGACCAAGGACCACAGGCUGCCUGGGUCUCUGGAGCAGGGCCAGCCAAAGACAGCCCCGCCGGCCACCAGCCUUCUAGAAACCCAGGGGGGCGACGUUCCCGAGGAGCCCAGCAGGGAGGAGAAACCCGCAGCUGAGGCCGCGGAGAGCGGCGAGGAGGGCCUGGCCGCCGAGGGCGACGGCAGCAAGAAGACCUACAAGUGCGAGCAGUGUGGCAAGGGCUUCAGCUGGCAUUCACACCUGGUGACGCACCGGCGCACACACACGGGCGAGAAGCCCUACGCCUGCACGGACUGCGGCAAGGGCUUCAGCAGCAGCUCCCACCUCAUCCAGCACCAGAUCAUCCACACGGGUGAGAAGCCCUACACCUGCCCCUCCUGCUGGAAGAGCUUCAGCCACCACUCGACGCUCAUCCAGCACCAGCGCAUCCACACCGGUGAGAAGCCCUACGUGUCGUUCACGCCUGUCGACACGGAGAACCGCAACAAGGAGGCUCCGCGCACGCCUCUGGAUGGUAUUUCCUUAGAAGCCCAACGCUCCUCAGUCGUUGCAUGGUCCAGCCGAUUUUAG
Molecule: messenger RNA, 2015 nt
Organism: Trichechus manatus latirostris (Florida manatee)
Lineage: Eukaryota; Metazoa; Chordata; Mammalia; Sirenia; Trichechidae
Product: zinc finger protein 205
Exons: 9
Coding region: 177-2015 (612 amino acids)
Biological process (GO): regulation of transcription by RNA polymerase II
Molecular function (GO): DNA-binding transcription factor activity, RNA polymerase II-specific; RNA polymerase II cis-regulatory region sequence-specific DNA binding
Source: RefSeq, a predicted model, not a curated record